UUAACCUAAAGCCGGGGUUUCUAUUGAAUUUGUCGACGAAGUUUCGACAAAUGGCCCUUGAUUAUUUUCAUAGAAGAUUUUCCAUUACUUAUCGCUUCUGCUUCGCAACCUGUAGACUCUGCAACUGAGCGAGCUUUUCUCCCCCUGGAAGAUUACUGAAUUCCCGAAAGCCCGAGAGGGCCUAAGGUAAGCACUUCUCUCUCGUUCUAGACCUUGAGAAGGCUCUUAUAUCUUUUCUUAAAUUUAUUCACCGUGACGAUGAAGAUUUCAGUCCUCAGGCACUGAUAAGGGUAGAUUAUAGAUAACAAGAAGUUCUUGGCAUAAAUUAAUGUUAGCUCUCUCAAGAGAUAUUCCAGCGAACACAAAGACUGGGAUUAACUCUGUCUUAUGGUCUCCUAUAGAGAAGACUUUCGCGUAUACCCAUUGAUACAUAACGAUGAUGACCCAGUUAACCACAUUUCUCUGAUGACCAGAAACCCUAUUGUUAAAAUUACAUAUCUUAUCAAUUCCAAGCGGGUGAAAGGUUCAGGACAUCUAGGAUUGAUUUUCAAUAGCAUCAAUCCAUGUAAUUGGUUGGUUGCUUGCUUGCUUUAUAUCUGCCGAAAUGUACAUUUAUUUCUGUGAUUGUCUCCAGAACAGCUUCCUGUCUUACAAAGAAGCUUUCAUGGCAUUCACCAUGAGUUUGACCUCUUCAAGCCUCAUGAACUACAGCCUAACUCCAAGAAUAACAGUCUCACUUGGGAGGUGCAGAGCAAUGAAUUCAAGAUCCUCACUUGGGUAUCUCAGUAUCCAAGCGGUACAAGACAACCAGGGGCCAAGGAGGCUUGUUGAUAUAAUACGGUUAGUGCCUGAGCUCUCAAGGAACUAUUUUAGAAGUCCAUCUCGGAGGGCAUUGUUUGGUGGGAUCUCUUUACUUGGUGGGUUUUAUGUAGCACAGACCAUCUCUCUCUCAUUUGGAGCUUUAGGAGUGAACGAUGUGAUUGCUGCUGUGCUGUGUGUUCUACUUACAGAGUAUGUAACUAGGUUCUAUUACAGCCGGCCGAAGGUAACGUUUCCCCUCGCUCUCCUGAACAAUUUUAAGAUGGGUUUUACCUAUGGCCUCUUCAUAGAUGCCUUUAAGCUUGCUAGUUGAUUCAGAAAGCCUCAACAAACAAUAUCAGUUGUCUAUCUACCUUAUCUAAAAAUGCAGAGAGAGUUUAUCCUGAUUCUCACUACUCUGGGAGGAUUAAAUCUCUUGAUUGUAUCCUGUCAAAGAGAAAACUUUCUAUUUGAUUCCUUUCUGCAUUUAGUCUUGCAUUUCGAUCCAAUGCAUUCUUUUUCUGCACAUUCCUGAUCUAUCUUUCAUCGUUCUUUAUAAAUACUUGCAAAAAUGAUUUCAGUAUCUGGCACACAGAUUUCUUUGUUCUCUUAUUUGAGACAUUGGUGCGAUGGAACAGUAACAAGUCCCUAACUCUCUCUAACGAAACAUUCAAGCUUUAGUGGCAUUUACCUGUUUUGGACCUUUGUUUUGCACAUGAUGAUGGCUAUUCUGAUAAGUUCUACAAAAUGAGAAACCAGACAUUAGUCCUGAAUUUUCUCUUGUUCAGUACAACAACAAUGUGAGCUUUUAUUGAAGUAAAAUUAUAUUGGUGUCUGGUCAUCAAAACAUGGAAGAAAAGCCCGUUGUACCUGGAAGCCUUUCUUGUUAUGGACUUAACAGUGAAUCUGCACUGGAUUUGUCUUGCAGUCCGAAAAUGAUGAUACAGCUUUGGUUACUGUAGAAUUCUACUUCCUCUGGAAUCUCUUAUGAUGCUUCUAUGUAGACUUUGUCCAACAAUAUGAAUCAAAAUGUAACAAAUACUAUAAAGGAGAUAUUUUUCUAAUUAUCUUUCAUGAAUAAUUUUCCUUUGUGCA
Molecule: messenger RNA, 1893 nt
Organism: Macadamia integrifolia
Lineage: Eukaryota; Viridiplantae; Streptophyta; Magnoliopsida; Proteales; Proteaceae
Exons: 2
Coding region: 605-1132 (175 amino acids)
Source: RefSeq, a predicted model, not a curated record